CUUUGCCUGCUUGUUCGCUGUCCAGUUGGGUGCUUCCCCCUGGCGGUCUCCUCGGACUUUUUUUUUUUUUCUUUUUGCCCGCGCUCCCACCCGUGGACGUUUCCCGGCAUCUCCCCCCUCCGGCGGGUCCCGUACGCCCCGGCGCAAGGCUCUUUCCCCUCCCUCCCCUGUCUGUGUCCCUCUUCUCCUGCGGCUUGAUCGGCGCAUCCCCCGGAUAGCAUGGGUUCCUGCGCGCCGGACACGGCGGGCCCGGUGCUUCGCCUGCAACAACCCGAUGGGUCCCUCCUGGUGGCCGGGGCCGGGGUGCUGUCGGAGCUGGCGGCGCUGCUUCGGCCGCUGGGCCGGCCGCAUGUGGUGCUGGUGUCGGAUCCGGAUGUGGCGGACGCCGGGCUGGUGGCCGCGGUGCUGGAGGCCCUCCAGCCGGCGGCCUGCCCGGGGGCGGCCCUUCGGUCGAUCGCCGAUGGCGGGGGCGCGCGGCUGCCACCCGGCGCCCCCGGGGCGGCGGUCUUCCUGCUGGACCGGGUGCCGGCCGGGGCGGCCGGGCUCGAGCCGACCAAGACCCGCGCGCAGAAGGAGCGCCUGGAGGACUUUGUCCUGUCACUGCCCGGGGCCGGGCGCGGGGCCACCCUCCUGCUGGCCAUCGGCGGGGGGGUGGUGUGCGAUGUGGCUGGCUUUGCGGCGGCCACCCUCUUCCGCGGGGUUCCCUGGGCGGCGGUGCCGACGUCGCUCCUGUGCAUGGUGGACGCCAGUGUCGGCGGCAAGACCGGCGUCAACACGGCGGCUGGCAAGAACAUGAUCGGCGCCUUUCACCCGGCGGCCGUGACGCUGAUCGACGUGCCGUGGGCAUUGCCGAGCCUGCCGCACCGGCACUUCCUGAAUGGCCUGGCCGAGGUGGUGAAGGUCGCGGCGCUGGCCUCGGCCGACCUCUUCGCGUCGCUGGAGCAGCAGGCCGAGCGGCUGGCCCGGCCGGCUGACAGCCGGGCCACGACAGCCGACUGGGAGCCAAUCGUGCGGCUGGUGUGCGAGGCCGUCCGUCUGAAGGCGAGCAUCGUGGCCGGGGACCUGCGGGAGGAGGCCCACCGGCGGGCGGCGGCCCCGGCCCCCGGGGGCAGCCUCUUCCGCGAGGCGCUGAACUUCGGCCACACGGUCGGCCAUGCGGUGGAGGCCCUGGCCGCCGGGCGCCUGCUCCACGGUGAAGCCGUGGCCAUUGGCCUGGCGGCGGAGUCCGCCAUCGAGGUGCACCUGGGCCCGGGGGAGCGCCGGCCGCUGGCGGCCGCGGCGGCCCUGCGCAUCGGGCGCCUGCUGCAGGGGCUCGGCCUGGAGACCGCCCUGCCGGGGGACCUCUGCCCGGAGGAGGUCCUUUUGCAGAUGGCCCGCGCGGACAAGAAGUCCGCCGGGCUGCUGGGGGCCGGGGCGCUGGCGGACGGUCUGGCCCCGGCCCCGGCCCCGGGGGCAGUCGGCCCCGUGCCGGACAUCCGGGUGACCCGGCUGCUGGACAUCGGGCGCGCGAUGGAUGGCGGGCGCGCGGGCCCGGUGGCCCCGGGGCUGCUGGGCUUCGCCCUGAGCCGGGGCGCGUGUUUGCGCCGGGCGCCCGGCGGCCGGGCCGACGCCGGGCCCCUGGAGCUCAGGGUCCCCGGGAGCAAGUCCCUCACCAAUCGGGCGUUGCUGCUGGCGGCCCAGGGCCGCGGGGCGUGUGUGCUGGAGAAUGCCCUCCUCUCGGAGGACACGCAGGUCAUGCUCCGGGCCAUCAAUGGCGGGCUCUUUGACGAGCACCCCCCGGAGGGCGGCCUCCUGCGCAGGGAGGCCAUCUGGCAGGAGGACGGGUCGCUGCGGGUGUCCACGCGCCAUGAGCCCGGCCCCGGGCCGGCGCCCACGCGGUCGCUGUACGUGGCCAAUGCCGGGACGGCGGCCCGGUUCCUGACCGGGUACCUGGCCCUGAAUGCGGCCACCGGCCAGGCGGGCCGGGUGUCGCUGCGCGGGUCGGCGCGCAUGCACGUGCGCCCGAUUGGCGACCUGACGGCCGCGCUGGCCGCCAAUGGGGCGGACAUUGGUGCCGCCGGGUCGCCGGGCUGUUUGCCGGUGGACAUCGCGCGCGGGUCGGCCUCCGGCGGGGCGAUGGCCGUCCGGGCGGACAUCAGCUCGCAAUACACGUCGGCCAUCUUGCUGGCGGCGCCCUUCGCCCGGGCCCCGGUCACAUUGCGCCUCCUGGCUCGGAAGGGCGCCGGGGCCGACCUCGCCUGCGGCCGAGUGACCAGCCAGCCCUACAUCGACAUGACGGUGGAUGUGAUGCGCGCCUUCGGCCUGGAGGCGCACUCGCUGCCGGAGGAUGAGCUCCCGGGCCCCGGCGUGCCGGCUGACCAGGAGGCCCGGCUCGGGUAUGAGGUCUCCCGGGCGGCGCCGGGCCACACCAACCCGAGCUCCUAUGCCGUGGCGUGCGAUGCCUCCUCCUCGACGUACCCGCUGGCGGUGGCGGCCCUGCUGCCGGCCGGCCGGGCGGUCACGGUCCGCGGGGUCGGCGCCCGGGACAUCCCCUGGCAGGGGGACGCCGGUUUUUGCCAUCUCCUCGCGCGCAUGGGCUGCGCCGUGGACCAGACGGCCGACAUGACGACCGUCACCUCGACCGGGCAGCUGAUCGGCGUCUCGGCGGACAUGUCCGGCAUGACGGACGCCUUCAUGACGGCGGCCGUGGUGAUGGCCGCCGCGCGUGGCCGAUCCACCAUCACCGGCAUCGCCAACCAGCGGGUGAAGGAGUGCGAUCGGAUUGCGGCCACGGCGCGCGAGCUCCGCCGGUGCGGUGUCCAGGUGUCCGAGCUGCCGGAUGGCCUGGUCAUCGAGGGGGCGGACCUGCUGGCGCCCCUGGCCGACCGGGCGACCGGGCCGAUUUUCAUCCACUGCUAUGAUGACCACCGGAUGGCCAUGAGCUUUGCCGUGCUGGCGGCGGUCCUCCCGUCGAUUGUCAUCAUGGAUAAGGAGUGCGUGCAAAAGACGUACCCCACCUUCUGGGGGGAUAUGCGGGCCCUGGGCAUGGUGUUUGAUGCGCCGGCCAGCCUGCCGGCCGAGGCCCCGGAGCCCGGGAUGCUGCCGGUCGGCGAGGCCCCGGCCGCCGGGCCCCCGGCCGCCGGGGGGUAUCAUGUCCUGCUGGUGGGCAUGCGGGGCGCGGGCAAAACCACGCGCGGCCGGCUGGCGGCCGGGCUGCUGGCCUGCCCCUUCUUCGAUCUGGAUGAGCUGCUGGCGCGGACGCUGGCCGGCGGGGCGCCGGAGCCCGGCGACAGCGAGGAGGCCGUGGCCGCGCGCACGCGGGCCGCCCUCCGGGCACUUGUCCAUGCCGAGGGCAUGGAGGGCUUCCGCCGGCGUGAGGCCGCCCUGCUGGCCGGGCACCGGCGGUGGCUGCUGGCCCGUGGCGAUGAGGCCCCCGGCGUGUCGCCGGUGCUGUCGAUCAGCGCGUGUGGCGGUGGCCUGGUCGAUUGGGCCGCCAGCCGCCAGCAGCUGACGGAAAUGCUCCAGGAUGCGCGCAUUCGCGUGGUCUUCAUCGACCGGGACCUGCGGGACAUCGAGGCUCUCCUGCAGGCCGAGGCCCCUGGGCCCGGUGCCGAUGGCCGGGUGGACUUGGGCGAGGCGCCGGGUGUGACCUACCGGCGCCGGCUGCCCCACUACCUGGGCCUGAGCCAUGCGGUGUACCCGGCCCGGGGGCCGGCGUGCGCCGGGCCGGCCGACGACGCGGCCCACUUCGCCGGGUUCCUGGCCGGGCUGUCGCCGGCGCGGCCGCCUGGCAAUGCGCUGCUCCAUGUGGGGGACCUCCGGCCGGAGGUGGUGCCGCGGGCGGUGGCCGCGAUGGGGGCCCGGGCGGCCGUGCACCGGGGCCACUCGGCCUUCCUGACGCUGACGCUGGCGGACUACCGGGCGCCGGUGCCGCACGCCGCGGACUUUGGUUUGGUUUUUUCCGGCGCCGACGCGGUGGAGCUGCGCCUGGACUGCGUGCCGGGGCUGGCCGCGCCGGAGCCGUGCCGCUGCCGGCCGGGCCCGGCCUACGGCCCGUGCUAUGGGGCGGGCCCCGGGGCCGGGUGCCUGCUGGCCAUGGUAUCCGAGCAGGUGGCCGCCUGCCGGGCAUUGCUCGCGGCCCAUGGGGCCGGGGCGAUGCCCCUGAUUGCCACCCUGCGGACCGCCCGGCAGGGGGGUGCCUUUGCCGGGUCCACCGACCAGGCGCUUGCUGUGCUGCAGCAUUGCGCGCGACUUGGCUGCCAGUUCCUGGACGUGGAGAUGGCCCCCGGGGAUUACGGCCUCCUGGCGGGGGUGUGCCCGCUGCAGGGUGUGCUGCCCUUCCGUGUCAUUGCCUCCUUCCACACGACGGACCCCGGGUUUGACUUGUCCCAGGCCGAGGCCCUGGUGGCCGGGCUGCCGACCGAGCUCUUCGGGCGCCUCUUCGCCGUCAAGGUUGUCGCCCCCGGAGUAGCUCCAUUGCGUACGCGGGAGUUCCGCCAGCGGGUGUUGCGCGCGGUCGACGCACGGGCUCGGCUUGCCGGGCAGGCAUACGCACCCCUCUCGGUGGUGGUGGAAACCGGCCCAGCGGGCCGGCACUCGCGCGUUCUCCAGCGCCUCUGCCUGCCGGUGACGCAUCGCCUGCUUGCGGCUCCCGGCGCGCCGGGACAGCUCUGCUUGCGGACGGUCAACACCCUGCGCCGGGACCUGCAGCAUUGUCGCAUGGCGGUGGUCGGCUCGCGGGUGCUGGUUCCCGCGCCGGCCGGCGCGCCGGUGGCCGGGUCCCUGUCGCCGGCCAUGCACCAAGCAGGCCUGGAUGAGAUCGGCCUUGCCGGCCGCACCUUCGAGGCCAUCAACGUGGACUCGGUGGACGGGCUGUGGCCUGCGAUCGAGGGCGAGGAGCCGGUCACCCGGCUGGCGGUGACGAUGCCCCUGAAGCGCGACGCGGUGCGGCACUGUGCCGGCGGCCUGUCGCCCGAGGCGCGGCUCAUCGGCGCCGUCAAUACGCUGGUGCGGGCGGCCGGCAAGCGGGCCCCCGGGGCCGGCGAGGCCCUGUGGACCGGCGACAACACCGACUGGCUGGGCGUGGCCCGGGUGGUGGGGCCGAUCCUGGCCCGGGCCUGGUCGCGCCGGCUGACCGAGCGCCUGGUGCCGGAGGCGGCCGGGCAUGUGGCAAUCGAGCCGGGCGCCGCCGGUCCGCGGCUGACGGUGGUUGUUCUCGGGGCCGGCGGCUCGGCGCGGGCGGCUCUCUUUGCUCUGUGCUUCGCGCUGGCCCUGCCGCUGGAUGUGCUGGUCUGGUCGCGGGGUCUCGACACGGGCGACCCGGGCGACCGGUCGACCGAGGCCCUGCUGGGGGAUCUGCUCGACUGGCGGCCGGACGGCCGGCAGCCAUGGGCCCCGGCGCCGGGGGUGCGCCUGCGCAUUCUCCGAUCGGCCGAGUCGCCGGCCGGGCCGGUGGACCUGCUUGUGAAUACCCUCCCGCCGGGGGCCUUUGCCGAGGCCCCGGGGGCCGGGGGCCGGGUGAGGGCCCUGGUGCGUGGUCUGGCCCGUGCCGGGACCGGGGCCCUGGUGGAUUUGGUGUACAAUGCCGGCCGGUUUGCCGGGGAUCCGGCCGGCCAGCCUGGCGACACGCCGCUCAUGGGGCUCCUCCGGCAGGAGGGGCCCGCCUACCGGGCGGCCGAGCGCCUGAGUGCCACCGACCCCGAGGCUCGGAGGUGCCUCGGGCAGCGGCUGCUGCCGCAGGCGGCCGGCCCCGGGGCGCCGGUCUUCAUUGACGGGACGCUGCCGCUGCUGGAGCAGGGGAUCUCGCAAUUCCAACUCUUCAAUGGGGGGCUGCGCGCGCCGCGGUGCGCCAUGCUUGGCGGCCUGGCCGCCGGCCUGGCAGGGCAGCGCUGACCCACACGGGCGCGCCCGGGAACCGUGGAAGGAAUGAAGGCACUUGUGUACGA
Fonticula alba is the source of this 5924-nucleotide messenger RNA. RefSeq lists its product as hypothetical. The coding region runs from base 220 to 5871 and encodes 1883 amino acids. Gene Ontology annotation, biological process: aromatic amino acid biosynthetic process; chorismate biosynthetic process. Lineage: Eukaryota; Rotosphaerida; Fonticulaceae. The record is from RefSeq and is a predicted model, not a curated record. Gene Ontology annotation, molecular function: 3-phosphoshikimate 1-carboxyvinyltransferase activity; shikimate 3-dehydrogenase (NADP+) activity; 3-dehydroquinate dehydratase activity. The transcript has 18 exons.